AUGCAGAACCAUGAUCAGGAUGCACUUUUUGACGAAAAUAAAUACCAUUUUCCGCCCAAUACGCUGACAUCCAAGCAGUCCCAGCCGUGGCUUGAGGUAGCCCUAGUACGAGACGAGCAAGGCACUCCGGGAUUGCAGCCUAUAUCAUACGAUGAAUACAAGUACGCCGACGUUGCUGCUCCGGGAGGAAUGCGAGAUGGGACGGCGCCAUUUAGAACACAAGGAACAGCACACGCCGACGAAAUUACCUCGCAAGGGUUACAAGCCAUCCCUACGAUCGUAACAGAACGAUACUUGGCGCAAUCGCAAUCGCAACCGCAACCGCAGUUUCAACGGCCUGACCCAAACGCGAGUCACCACUACAGGCAAUCCGAAAACCUGAUGCAUGGUCCUCAACUAGCCUCGUCGACCGGCGCGGGUUCGUCAUGGGUAAAGGAUGAGCGUCGAAUUUUGGGUAAUGGUAAAGAGGUGAGGGUAAAGCGUUGGAUAUUAUGGGCUAUAGGUGGUGCCGUAGUGUUGCUACUUGGGAUCGGCGCGACUUUAGGCGGUAUUAUAGGAAGCCAGGCACAUUGGAGCGUCAGUUACGACGGAACGGGCUCGAAUAUAACUUCCAACGGUACAUCAUCCAGUCCUCCGAAGUCGACGCCAACACAAUCUAUCAAAGUCGGUUCCAGGUUAGCUGUGACCGGGUAUAGGACCGAUGCGGAUUACGGAAUUCGUCUUUUCUUCCAAGACGAAGAUGAUCAAAUACGAUUUACAGAUAAGGAGCACGCCACCGCGGGGUCUUAUUUGUUUGCCGACCCGGUGCCAAAUCUCGAGUUUUUCUAUGAGGAUAAAGAUGGUAUAAUUCGGGGCCAGAACUUCAAUUUCGAGUUUGGGAACGGAAAAUUUCCUCCCAAAGGUGACCCCGGAAGUAUCAAUACGUAUCCUCUACAGACGGCUGGAAAAGCUCAAAUACCAUGUUACUUUCCUUAUAUUGCUUCUCAAGACGCCAACAACGCUAUACGAUGGACUACAUUGCUAGGACAGAAUACUAGUGACCUCUCGGCCCCGUGGUGGGUUAAUGAUACGAAUUGGAACAUUAAAGCAUCUAAAGGGGGUGGCAUGGUUGUGCUUCCAGUCGCACAGACGUAUCAAAACGCCGGAGGCAUAAUCUACCGAAGUAAUGAGGGUAUGCUAUCACUCAAAAUCCGUGAUGGAUUAGAGUCUUCUAAUGACGGGGUGGCUUGGAGGAAAGGGGCUCUGUCGAAGAAGAUGCCAGCCGACACCUCUAUCGGCGCCUUUUCCGUUGGACGACCUUGCGACAACAAUAAUCAAGUUAAUACGUAUAUACUAUACAAGUUGACCUCAAACUUACGACCUGGAAAUAUAGGCAUAUCCAGAGAACAGGAUAUGAACCGGUGCUUUUUCCAAGUCGGCGGCGGGGUGGUUAAAGAAGUAUGGUUUAACGGCACCAACUGGGUUUCAGUGGGAAUCGUGCCGAUUACGUAG
Daldinia loculata is the source of this 1491-nucleotide messenger RNA. RefSeq lists its product as uncharacterized. NCBI's taxonomy places the organism in Eukaryota, Fungi, Ascomycota, Sordariomycetes, Xylariales, Hypoxylaceae. The record is from RefSeq and is a predicted model, not a curated record. The transcript has 6 exons. The coding region runs from base 1 to 1491 and encodes 496 amino acids.